CGCACCAUGUCGACGGUGGAGCGGACGCGAUAGACCGUUUUCUUUUUUCUUUUUUAUCGGACACCACCAUUCGCCGGCCGGGGUUCGUUGUGUUGAUUACGGACGAAGAAUAAUGUUCGCGCCAUUCACACCAAGUGAUACCAAGUGAUUCCGAACGGCAAUCGAACCAGCCGAGUGGCCAGCAUCGAGAUGCGUGUGGCAAGGUUGAUGCGCAGCCUGAUACGGUCUCCCCUACGAAAGAAGAUCCAACUCGGUGAGCUGAUCGUGAAGCUGCUGUUUGUCGUGUGCUGUGGCAUCAUCACGGUGCUGCUGAUCAUACACAAGUACGAGAAUUUGGACAACUUUAAGCGGACACUCUACUACCGGUACAGCGAUGAUGGUGGAUUCUUUGCAGUACCACGCAACCUGAAUGGCGAGAAGAUCGAUUGGCACAACUAUGAGCUGAUUGAGCAGGAGGCGAACCGUGUUGGACCGGGAGAGCAUGGAAAGCCGUACCGGUUGACCGGUGACGAGGCGAAUGCUCUCAACGAGAAGCUGUUCAAGGAGAAUGGCUAUUCGGCCGUGGUCAGUGAUAUGAUCGCGCUGAAUCGCUCCGUACCGGACAUUCGACACAUCAGCUGCCGAACGAAACAGUAUCUACGGGAGCUGCCCACCGUGAGUGUGAUUGUGAUCUUCUACAACGAACACUGGAGUGCGCUACUGCGGACGGUGUACAGUGUCCUGAAUCGAUCACCGGCCUCGUUGCUCAAAGAGGUGAUCCUCGUCAACGAUCACAGUACGAAACCUUUCCUGUGGGCACCGUUGCGUGAGUUUGUCGAGUCAGAGCUAGCUCCAAAGGUACGGUUGAUCGAUCUGCCCGAGCGAUCCGGUUUGAUCCUGGCACGGAUGGCCGGUGCCCGGGAGGCCCGUGGUGACGUUCUGAUCGUGCUGGACUCGCACACGGAAGUGAACAACAAUUGGCUUCCACCACUGCUUGAACCCAUUGCGGAGGACUAUCGGACCUGCGUUUGCCCGUUCAUCGACGUGAUCGCACACGAUACGUUCCAGUAUCGGGCACAGGAUGAGGGUAAGCGAGGUGCAUUCGAUUGGAAGUUCUACUACAAGCGGUUGCCGCUGCUACCGGGUGAUCUCGAGGAUCCAACGAAACCUUUCAACAGUCCGGUGAUGGCCGGUGGACUGUUUGCGAUCAGUGCCAAGUUUUUCUGGGAGCUCGGUGGUUACGACGAGGGGCUGGACAUCUGGGGUGGUGAGCAGUAUGAGCUGAGCUUCAAGAUCUGGCAGUGUGGUGGCCGGCUCGUAGAUGCCCCUUGUUCACGCGUUGGCCACGUCUACCGGGGUUACGCACCGUUCGGGAAUCCACGCGGCGUAAACUUUGUCGUGCGGAACUUUAAGCGUGUGGCCGAGGUGUGGAUGGACGAGUACGCCAAGUUUCUGUACGAGCGGAAUCCACUGUUCGAGCGGACGGAUCCCGGUGAUUUGACGGCGCAGCGGGAACUUCGCGAACGGUUGCAGUGCCGUCCGUUCAAGUGGUUCCUCGAGGAGAUUGCUCCGGAUCUGCUGGUACGCUAUCCGGUGCGUGAACCGCAACCAUUCGCUUCCGGCCGGGUACAGAGUGUGGCCGAUCGGCGCCUAUGCCUGGACUCGCUGAACCAUCAAGCGAAGCAACCGAUCGGACUGUACACGUGUGCCAGUAAUCGAACGCAUCCGCAGAACAACCAGUUCUUUACGCUUUCGUUCCAUCGGGACAUUCGGGUGCGUAGCAAUGACAAGUGUCUGGAUGCGAGCCGGCUGCACGAUGAGGUCAUCCUGUUUAGCUGCCACGAAUCGCAGGGCAAUCAGAUGUGGCGAUACGACUACGAAUCGAAAAUGAUUAUCCAUGGCAAGGAGCAUAAUGGUCGCUGUCUGGAGGCGAACAUCGUUAAGCGGAAGGUGACGGUUGGUAGCUGUGAUGAGAGCAAUCCUGCGCAACAGUGGGACUGGGGCUACGUCAACUUCGUUCACCUACAGAACUGGGACGUUUACGGGGCCAAGUUUGUCAACUAGCGCCCAUUUCGGAGGAUAUGUUAAGUGAACUUUGCUGUAAGAGAGCGGUACACUACUGAUCGGGAUGUAAAAUAUAGAGUAAUGCUGGAUUGAGACUGAGAUUUUAAAGCAGGAUUGUAAAAUAAAUCUUUGUACAAAUGCACGUUCGUUCGGUGCCGCGAUUGGUUUUGAAGAUUAAUUAAUGAAUAGAGCUAUAAACGACUUGCCACCUUCUAGUUGUUUGCAUUUGUCUGAUCGUUGAACGGCAUUCAGGGAAAAACGUAAAAAUGAAUUUACCAGCCUUCCGACGAUUUUUCCGCACGCGAUCAACCGAUUCACGUUGGGCGAACGUAGAAGGAUCUUCUUGGGAAAUUGUAAUGACCAACGCGUAAAAAGAACACUAAAGUUGUGGUCUUGCGAUCACUAGACAACCGACAAAUUGUGUUUAUAUUUAAGCGAAGGCAAAAGGAGAUAAUCGCUAAUAAGCAAAAGAUAGAUCGAUAGAAAAUAAAAUUUUACGAGA
Messenger RNA from Anopheles aquasalis, 2545 nucleotides. Its product is annotated as N-acetylgalactosaminyltransferase 6-like. Gene Ontology annotation, cellular component: Golgi apparatus. Gene Ontology annotation, molecular function: polypeptide N-acetylgalactosaminyltransferase activity. NCBI's taxonomy places the organism in Eukaryota, Metazoa, Arthropoda, Insecta, Diptera, Culicidae. The record is from RefSeq and is a predicted model, not a curated record. Gene Ontology annotation, biological process: protein O-linked glycosylation.